This is a messenger RNA of Uranotaenia lowii, 2909 nucleotides long. RefSeq lists its product as uncharacterized. Lineage: Eukaryota; Metazoa; Arthropoda; Insecta; Diptera; Culicidae. The transcript is spliced from 8 exons. The record is from RefSeq and is a predicted model, not a curated record. Bases 473 to 1753 code for a protein of 426 amino acids.
CUGUCUUGCGGUUGCGUUGAAGUCUCCGCCAAAUCAGCCAGUCAGUUCGUUGUGCCUCGCGGUUCGAUUCGCGCGUAUGCGUUUGAAGGUUCCGUCCGUAAUAAGUCCGUUGUGCGCGUUGCGUUGCUUCCCGGUGUGGCUCGAAAAUUUGAAAAGGAUGAAUGAAAAUUGAAAUACAUCGGAUGCAUAUCUAAUGUGGCGAAUGUCACGAGAAAAGCGGAUUGCCGAUUGAUUUGUGAUUCGUGGAAAGAUCCAUAAGAAUAAAAAUUCUGAUUGUUCUAGUGCAGUGUGAAUGUGUGCCUGAAUGGAUUGAAACUUGAACAGCAGUACAUCUACAAAAGCAGGAAUCUGCAGCAGAAAUUGUUGCAGCCUUCUCGUCACAAAGAGCUGCAGGCGGAUUGCAUCGGUCAUCGAACACCCGCCUAGCUUACAUAAUUCCUGAGCUGCCCGAAAAAUCCUCAAUGAAGUCAUCAUGGAGCUCCAAACGAUAGUUUAUAUUAUAGCACACUUUCUGACGAUAGCAACAUUCACCCGAACAGCUCAGAUACCUUCCAUCAAACGAUCAGCCACGAUAUUCACCAAAGAGCCAACGGUGCGGAUACAAUGUAUGUCGGGUUCGAUGCUGAUCACCAUCAAGGAUGCCCCUGCUAACCUCAACGGCCAGUUCAGCGGGAUGGUCUAUCCGAAGGGCCUCGCCAAGAACUCGACCUGUCUGACCGAGUACAGGGACCAGGAGGGACCCCUGCGUUACAAGCUGCCGCUCAAGAGUUGCAACACGAUGCCCCUCGAAACGGACGAUGGUGGCAUCGAGUUCUUCAACACGAUCGUGCUGCAACCUCACCUGAAGCUGGUCACUGACCUGGGCCGAGGCUACCACGUACGAUGUCGGUACAAGAGUCGAGAAGCUGCGUUGAAGCCGAUCAAAGCAAGAGACGACAGUAGACCCCAGGCGCUGACCAGUGCCGAAGGAGGAACCGAUCGACGAGAACACGGUCGAUCGAUGGACAAGGAUCAUCAGCUGGCGACGGAAGAGGAAGACGCAGACGUCAAGCCCAUGCCAGGGUGCCACAUGAAGAUUUUCACCGGUGAAAAGCUGGCCGAGAACGUCAAAAUCGGAGAUCCGCUAACGUUAAUGAUCAACAUCGACAAACAGGACCUGUAUGGGUUGCACGUUACGGACUGCUUGGUUCGCGAUGGACUUGGCUGGGGAGAGCAGAAGCUUGUUAACGAUGAAGGCUGUCCGUUGGAUAAUGAGAUUUUGGGACCGUUCGAAUACACCGAAGACAGGAGUAAAGCCACGGUUACAUUCCCAGCUCACAAGUUUCCUUACACGACAUCGGUUUACUAUCAGUGCAAUGUGAGGCUGUGCGCUUUGGGAGAUCCAGAAUGUCACAAGUCUCCAACAUGUGGUAGACAACGAACAAAGCGUCAGGCUGCCACAAAUUCCUCGGAUGACGAAGGACUUCCGGCCACGAUCGAAGUUUUCUCUGGCCUGUACGUCAACGAGAACGCCGAGGUUGUCAACGACGAUGGAGACUCGGUGUUCAAGGAGAAGACGCCGGAGGACGCAAUCUGCGUGUCCCAGAGAAGUUUCGCCGUUGCCAUAGCCAUUGCUGGCCUUUGUCUGAUGCUGGCCGUCGUCCUCGCCGUGAUGUGUAUCGUGGCCAGACGAAGUGGCAAGACCGUGUCCAAUUCUGGAAGCUCGAUCUACAGUGGACCUUACACCAAUACUGCCUUCUCGCAUAGUAGUUAACUCUCCGGUUUUGGUGGAGUUUGGGCGAGAAUGAUCCGUCCUCAUGGUGUGCGUGUGUGAUUGUGGCAAACACAAACGGAUGUGUGUAAUGUGUUGAAGAACGAAUGGGAAGUGUGAUAUACUGUGAUUCUUCUUUUUAUUUGAACAACGCAAAAUCGCAAAAGCACAACGAUCGUCCUCGGAAGGACGAGAAUCGAUCAAUUCGUAGCGAAAAGAAACUGCAAAUUUCAAUAGGGUUAUUGUGCCAACUAGUGGAAAUAGGUACUUUUUAACUAGAAGCUUCACUGUAUUGGUGGUUUAGCAAAUUGCAAGACAUCUACGAGAGUAUUAUUGUAUCCAAGUUUGAAGUGAGACUUUUAUCAGUUCUUCCUCAACUCUUUAAGCUAUUUGUAAUUUUUCUUCAGAUAUUACCGGACAAUGGCCAAAUAUUUAAACCUCCACAAAAAAAAAACUUAUUGUCCGCUAAUACCGCAGAGGCAUUUCUAAAUAGUAUAGGUAUUGGUUAGCUCUGGCAUGACCUGGAGAAAUCUAACCGGAGUUGAAUUUCUUCAUCUCAUGUCCUAGAAGGAACCUCCCAUAGCCUCUGACUUUUAGAAUUUAACCGAAUUUCCUUCUCAGUGGAAGGUGAAUUUCUCAUCCGGCAAACAUUCAAUUGUUACUUACAGCACAUGCACUGUUCAAGAACUAAGUCAGGUGAUGGGAAAACCCUCGGUGUCUUAGCGUUCAGGUCUACUGUAUCUUUCUCCUACUAAAAUGUAAGAAAAUUCGAAUAAUUUGUAUUUUAAACGGUAGUUCGUAAGCAACGAAAUCAAACGACGUAAAAUUUUCGAAAGUGAAAAAUAGUGCUGGAAAACUUUGAUACGAUUGAACAUUGCAUCAAUGAGGUCAAACAUACUAUAAAUAAUAAUAAAAGUCAAAACAGACAAAUGAUGUUGAUUUGUGAAAUUUGCCUAAUGUUCUCUUGUAUCGAAGAUUCCAUAGAUUCAAUCUUUCAAUAUUAAUCAAGCGUACAACAAAUUGAAAACGCUAUUAAACAACAACGAAAAAAAAAUAAACAAACUAAUCUAACCAUUUGCACUUAAAAAUAAUCUACUCUAAAUUCUCUUUGUAAAGUAUCACGAACAAAUCGAAUAUAAUAAAAAUCAACGAAAACUUA